CCCACCAACGGACUGAAAUCAUUUUCAGUUUUCAAAAAGUAGUUGAGUUGCUGUCAACACCUUGUGUGUGUGUGCAUAACGAUGAAUCAAAUUCAAGAAUUUCCACUAGAUCUAUCGCUUCCCAAACCGAACCAAUCGGAUGAGCAACUUCAAUUGCAGUCCAAGCCACCACCAAUUUAUUGCAGACGAAAACGUUCCGGCAAAAUGUUGCUCAUGUGUGAGGUGUGCUCGAAGAAAUUCGAUCGACCCUCGCUGCUGAAACGACACUCUCGCGUUCAUACAGGAGAACGGCCUCAUCUUUGUGUGAUAUGUGAUAAACGGUUCAGCACAUCGUCGUCGUUGAAUACACAUUCAAGGAUUCACAGCGGUGAGAAACCCCACUUGUGUCUGGUUUGCGGUAAAUCGUUUACAGCCAGCUCAAAUUUGUACUAUCAUAGGAUGACACACUAUAAGAAUAAACCGCACAAGUGCAUGCUUUGCCCUAAAUCUUUCUCAACUCCUGGAGACUUAAGAGGUCAUUAUUACAAGCAUACUGGACAAUGGCCAUUCACCUGUAAAUGUGGAAAAGGAUUUUCGAAGAAAACGACUCUACGAGCUCAUGAAUUAUUGCACAAAACAUGAAUUUGAUCACAGCAUAAACGAAUGAAUUGUUAAAAUGAAAAAUUAAAA
This is a messenger RNA of Bradysia coprophila, 669 nucleotides long. RefSeq lists its product as uncharacterized. Gene Ontology annotation, biological process: regulation of transcription by RNA polymerase II; embryo development. The record is from RefSeq and is a predicted model, not a curated record. Lineage: Eukaryota; Metazoa; Arthropoda; Insecta; Diptera; Sciaridae. Gene Ontology annotation, cellular component: nucleus. Gene Ontology annotation, molecular function: DNA-binding transcription factor activity, RNA polymerase II-specific; RNA polymerase II transcription regulatory region sequence-specific DNA binding.